AAUACUCAUAGUCCUUUCCGUUUCCUAGCCUCAGUCAUGGCAGUGGGUAAAAAUAAGGGGCUCUCGAAAGGAGGUAAAAAGGGAGUAAAGAAGAAGAUUGUUGAUCCAUUUACUCGAAAAGAUUGGUACGAUGUUAAGGCUCCAUCGGUUUUUACUGUUCGUCAUGUUGGUAAAACAUUGGUUAACAGAACUCAAGGAACAAAAAUUGCUUCUGAAGGUUUAAAGCACCGUGUAUUUGAAGUAUCUCUUGCUGAUCUUCAGAGUGAUCAUGAUGCUGAACGAUCAUUCAGAAAAUUUAGGCUAAUUGCAGAAGAUGUGCAGGGGCGUGGUGUGCUAACCAAUUUUCAUGGUAUGGACUUGACUACAGAUAAGUUGAGAUCAAUGGUUAAGAAAUGGCAGACAUUGAUUGAGGCAGUUGUUGAUGUUAAAACAACGGACGGUUAUAGUUUGAGAGUCUUCUGUAUUGGUUUUACAAAUAAAGACCAACAAAGUACAAGGAAAACUUGUUAUGCACAACAUGCACAGGUAAGAAGUAUUCGUAGAAAAAUGGUCGAAAUUAUUACAGAUGAUGUUAGUAAAAGCGAUUUGAAGGGUGUAGUAAGCAAACUUUUACCUGAUGCUAUUGCUAAGGAUAUUGAGAAGGCAUGUCAAGGAAUUUAUCCUCUUCAUGAUGUUUACAUUCGAAAAGUAAAAGUAUUGAAAAAGCCCCGUUUUGAAUUGAGCAAACUUCUUGAGCUUCAUAAUGAUGGCCCUACAAACAAGGGAGGUGAAGGUGGAGAAACAGGAUCUAAAGUAGAAAGACCAGAGGGUUACGAACCGCCUGUACAAGAAUCGGUGUAACUUAACUAAUGAUUAUAACAUCUUAUAAAAAAAACAUAAUAAAAGUCACUUUGGUGCACAAAUGCA
Molecule: messenger RNA, 906 nt
Organism: Ceratosolen solmsi marchali
Lineage: Eukaryota; Metazoa; Arthropoda; Insecta; Hymenoptera; Agaonidae
Gene: RpS3A
Product: ribosomal protein S3A
Exons: 5
Coding region: 37-840 (267 amino acids)
Biological process (GO): translation
Cellular component (GO): ribosome
Molecular function (GO): structural constituent of ribosome
Source: RefSeq, a predicted model, not a curated record